GUGCCAUUUCAAGCACGUACUAAGCCGUCGUACAGCUGCCCAUUUAUUGCCACUGUCAGCCUUCGUAGGCAGCCCAUCUAUUGCAGCAGUGGUCAUGGCCGAGCUCGUCGUUGCGGUGCCGCCGCUGCUGAGAGCUGACCAAGCCGAGCAGAGAUACAAUGAGGCUGUUCAGGCCGCGGUGGAGAAAUGCGCGGCGGACACGGCGGGCCGGACAUGCUUUAUUUGUAUGGACGGCGCGGCUGCGGAGGGCCUCGUGCGCGGAUGCGCCUGCCGAGGCGGGGCAGGAUAUGCGCACUUGUCGUGCUUGGCGCGGGGGGCGCAGGUCGCGGUCGAGCGCAGCGCCGAUGGGCUAGGCUUUGAGCGGUGGCACAAGUGCGGCCUGUGCGAGCAACGGUACCACGGCGACGUGAAGUGCGCACUCGGGUGGGCGUGCUGGAAGACGUACGUGGGCCGGCCAGAGACGGACGAGGUUCGGGUCCACGCGAUGGCGUUUCUUGGGAACGGUUUAAGCGCAGCAAAAUACCACGACGAGGCGUUGUCCGUGAAAGAGGCCCUGUUGUCUACGUAUCGGCGAGUUGGCGCACCAGAGGGCCACAUGCUUGGCCAGAUGGGCGAAAUUGCGACUUCGUAUCAUAUGCUUGGACGGUUUGAAACUUCCAACCGGUUGUAUCGAGAUGUGUACUCCGGACGUUUGAGGCUCGACGGCGAAGGACAUGAAGAGACCCUCCUAGCAGCCACCAACUACGCGACCGCCCUUCUUGCUCUAGGUCGCUACGAAGAAGGCAAGUCGCUGCUGCGCAAAACGAUACCCGCGUCGCAACGCACUCUCGGCGAGAGUAAUGAAAUCACGCUCGGUCUGAGGUGCAAUUACGCUCUGGCGCUCUACGAAGACCCCGACGCCACGCUCGACGAUCUCAGCGAGGCCGUGACGACGCUCGAGGACGCAAGACGGAUCGCACGACGCGUGUUCGGUGGCACGCAUCCGCACACAACGGGGAUUGAUGGAGCCCUACAAAACGCGCGCGCAGCCCUCCGUGCACUCUCGUCGAAAGCAACCGAAGAUGCUUGUAGUAGAUUAAGGGAGGAAAUCGCGCGGCUCAAGGCCGAGAACGCCGAACUCCAAGAACGCCGCACUCGACGCCGUCUCGGAUAAAUAACAACACCUC
This is a messenger RNA of Pelagomonas calceolata, 1166 nucleotides long. The record is from the annotation of a GenBank genome assembly. NCBI's taxonomy places the organism in Eukaryota, Pelagophyceae, Pelagomonadales, Pelagomonadaceae.